AUGGACCUCUCCGACGACUGGCGCUUCCUCUUCCCCGUCUCCUCUAUCUUCAACCCGCCGUCGCUCGCCCCGCCGGACGCCGCCCGCGGGCCGCUCCUCUUCUCGCCCCUCCCGCCGCCCGCCCCGCUCCUCUCCCUCCCCUCCCCCUUCCCUCCGCCGCUGCACGCCUCCACCACCGGCGACCUCUUCCACGCCCUCCGCUACUUCCUCUCCUCCACCUCCUUCCUCCCCUACUCCCACCUCCGCUCCCUCUCCGCCCCCCUCCUCGCCGCGCCGUCCCCGCCCUUCCCGCCGCCAUCCAAUCUGCUCGCGGCCCUCCGCGCCCGCUCCCCCUCGAGCCCCCUCCUCCUCUUCUUCCCCCACGGCAAGAACGCGGAGAAGAUCGCGUUCGCCACUCUGGACUCCUCCCUUACCAUCCCCGCGCCCCUCGUCGUCCAGAGCGACGGGCUCAAGCACCCUGGCCACCGCAUCCUACAGCUCGCCGCCUCCCCUGCACAACCAUCCUGGUCGUCAGAUCAGGAUGACACCCAUCUCGAAGGCUUCCUGCUUGCCGCGACUCUCUACUCAGUAAACUGGUUCAGAGUCGAGCCAGGGAACUCGGGCUCCCCGGCGCUCGCACCGCUGGCCAAGCAAGGAUUCGAUGCCGCUGUCGUGCACACCUGCUGGAGCAAGCAUUUUCCAUCGCAGUGCGCGGUGAUGCUGGAGACCGGGGAGCUGUGCUGGUUCGACCUGGACACACGGCUCGGAGGCAAGGCGAGGGUUGGUCUUGGCAGCAACGGUGACGAUGACAAUGACGACUUCGGGGACUGGCUGAGCUGCGUGUAUGGAGCGCAACCCUGGAUGGUGAUCGUAGCGAGCACAAAAGCCGUUCUCUCGGUUGAUUUGAGGUUUGCUGAUCGCGGCGAGUACAAGGUUCUAGCGAGAGUCGGGGUGCCAGGGCUGUUUGAAACCGAGCCGUUCGACGUGAUCGAGCAUUACCUUGCGUUCUGCAAGGCCGGGUUUGACGAUUUCCACAUGUCGGUGGUCACGGAGCGUCACUUGAUCCUCCUUGACGCGAGGCAGCCGUUGACGCCCGUGUUGUCUUGGCAGCAUGGGCUUGACAGGCCGAAUCACGUCGCUAUGUUCCGCCUAUCCGAGUUGAGACCUUCCGAGGAACAUGACUGGGCUUCUGAUUCAGGUUUUGCCAUUUUGGUUGGUUCAUUCUGGAACGGGGAGUUCAGCUUGUUCUGCUACGGGCCUAAGGAGCAGGGAUGUCCAGACAGUUCUCAUUUAUAUGCAUGGGACAUUCCUUCACGGCUUUCUCUGACAGGUCAGCAUUGUGGUUGCAGCAAAGGAAUCAUGGAAGAGGUAUUCUCAACGCAUGUUUCAGGGCGUGGCGGCUAUUCUUGCCAGCACGGUGCGAACUCCAUCCUUGGCUACUAUGUGCUUCCAGAUGAGAUCUCGGUGUCGGAGCCAACGUCCUCCAGCUUUGCUUUGAUCCGGCUGACAGCAUCGGGGAAGUUAGAGAUGCAACAGUAUCGUGCAUCUGGAGAUUUGCGUGAUGACAUUGACACCUUAUGUGAUGAAUCAGAACAUGCAUCCAUGGAUAUUUGUUCACCCAGUUUUGUCGACACUCAGGAAGAAAAUGACUCAACCAAACUGCGAUUCUUGAAGCUGCGUUUCCUAUCUGAAUAUCUGAAGGGCAAUCUAUGCAGUGCAUUGGCGAAGCAUGAUACUAAUGUUAUCGAAGACGGGGAGAAAAUUACUAUCAGUGAAGAUGUGUCAACAUUUGCAGAGGAGAACUCUAGAUCCAGUUUGCUAUCAGUUUCAGAUUUUCUAUGUAAUGCUAGUGUCCCCCUGAACGCUUUUGAAAUUGCAUGUCAGAGCAUAUUGAGCGGUCUAUCUUCAGAUAUUCUUCAGAUCUCCUUCUCUAAGUACAAGGACAUGCUAAAGUCCGAUUCAAAAGAAGGCUUAUUAGAAUAUUUAAAAGUUCCUAGAUGUUUGCCGCAUAAUGAACUUCGGCCUUUCCUGCUAGCAAAACCAUCAAGCACAGGUGAGAAGCUGACUAGCAAAGUGAUAUCUCAAAAUGCUAUUGUUGGACCAGUGCUCCCUGUACCUGUUCUGCUUGCAAUGGAAGAGAUGAACAAGGGCACAGAAAGCCCUGAUGACAGAGAAACUGCAGAAACCGACUUUGUACACGAUCGAUGUAGUGAAGUUCGUGAAGCCUUUGUUCCUGAAACAUCCAUUGCUGAGGCAGACUGGUUCUCCCAACAGAAGUUGAAUGAAAAGAAUUCCUUUUUUGUUUACAGGCCUCGGACUGAGAAUAGGUUUACUCUUGAUGAAACUGCUAUCAAGAAGGAAACAGAAGAGCAAAAUGUUGGUGAUCGUGAAUGUUCUCAAACAUCUGCAGCACCAUACAAGGAUGAGAACUUCUUGGAAUUUGUUUGUGGAAAAGUUGGGAGUCCUCAUUCUGGGCCUGAACAAGCCACAUCUGAUUUGUUUGAUUUCAGCCCACUGAAGAUGAAUUUUGAUUCCAGAGACCUAAAUAUUCAGCCUGCUGAAGAAAAAAUAUACAAAUGCUUGAAGAAACAAUUUUUAACCUGGCAAAAAAAUUUCAAGCCAUACCAAGAGUUUUGUAGCUCAUAUGAAAUACAAAAGCCGUCAUAAUGUCCUGCCAUGCUCUAUUCAGUUCUAACAGCUAUUGUAUAUUUCCAUGUAAUUUUAUGCAUAUUGUUGAGAAAAGGGGCACUUGGCUCGAUAUAGACAUAAGGUACUGUUUGUACAUUUGCAUGCGUAUUCCUUCUUAUGGUCACAAUGCUACAAUA
Molecule: messenger RNA, 2804 nt
Organism: Lolium rigidum
Lineage: Eukaryota; Viridiplantae; Streptophyta; Magnoliopsida; Poales; Poaceae
Exons: 1
Coding region: 1-2646 (881 amino acids)
Biological process (GO): transcription by RNA polymerase I
Cellular component (GO): fibrillar center
Molecular function (GO): RNA polymerase I core promoter sequence-specific DNA binding
Source: RefSeq, a predicted model, not a curated record